AUGAAAUACGUGCGUAAUUUUGGCGGAGCAAUUCGCACUUCGCGGUUCCGGUCAACCCAACACGUACAAGAGGAAACCGGUGCGAAGAAGGUGUUUGCUGAGAGAAUCCCGGACCCACGGGCGCGGAAUUGGCGCCCAUUUUGCCGUUCUCUGUGCAUGUGAGUUUUUGAGCAAGAUUAACCGUUUUGAGAAGAUUUUUUAAAGAUUUUUCAGGUAUCUUUCCGGUUCUCAACCCGUCAAUACCUUCUACUACACUCUGGAAUCGGUGGUUGAGAAAGCGACCAAGAAGAUCUGUUUUUGAAGUUCGAGGAGACGUUCCGACAGGCUAUGAAAGUAAGAAAAUUUUGGAAAGUUUCAGAUACUCAGCGAUUUGAAGUGAGGAAACAGCGGCGAAAAAGGCGUUUUGAGGAAACCGCGGAUGACCGCUGUUUCGCCAAGCUCAAAUCGUGGCGAGACCACAGCCGCGGCGCUUUUGUCGAAACGGCGGAGGAACGCCGUUUUAACGGAAAACAACGCAGUUUUCUGGCGGAGUUCUGGCGAAACACGCUUGUAAGCGUGUUCGACCCGCUUUCCGCCGCUGUUUCCUCACUUCAAAUCGCUGAGUAGGAACUGACACAACAAGAUGAACUCCCUAUUUUUAUCCGUUUGAGGAGCUCUCGACAACCGGCCGGAGGACUGGAUGCGAGCUGAAGAAGAAGAAGAAGAAGAAUCAGUAA
Molecule: messenger RNA, 716 nt
Organism: Caenorhabditis sp. 36 PRJEB53466
Lineage: Eukaryota; Metazoa; Nematoda; Chromadorea; Rhabditida; Rhabditidae
Source: the annotation of a GenBank genome assembly